Molecule: messenger RNA, 4587 nt
Organism: Porites evermanni
Lineage: Eukaryota; Metazoa; Cnidaria; Anthozoa; Scleractinia; Poritidae
Source: the annotation of a GenBank genome assembly
AUGGCAACUCAGCAACACGUGAUGUUGUCGUAUCAGUGGAAUGUUCAGAGCCUAGUGGAGCAAGUCUAUCAAGGCUUACGUCAUCUUGGUAUCAAUGCCUGGAUGGAUGUGCACGGUGGCAUUACAGGAAACAUAAAUGACAGGUUGGUUAGCUAAGUUAAUUUACCGCUGGUCUGUGGGGCGGGCGAGUGAGAACCCUACCUAGACGAGCAACCUGGAAAACAUUUGUAUAAAGCCCAAAACAACUGCAUAAUGUGAUGCGUACUGCGGACGUAGUAACUUGUCUUAAAAGAAAGAGGCUAUUUUUCAAGCGCCCCUGUACAGUGCCUCUAAGGUCGGCUGCAUAAAAACGUACAGUCAGGAAAGUUUGAAUGAACUUGACAUCUGAAGUCCGUGUUGACGUCAGACGUUACGAUUUGUUCGAUUGACUCCUGACACCUACCUUGACGAACCCCCUUCAAGAAAAACUUCAAACAUUAUCUGUUCUUCUAGAAGACGCUCAUAUUGUAUUUGCGCGUCCUUUGCUUCUGUUUAGUAUGGCUUAUGGAGUGGAUAAUGCUGCUGUUGUUUGCUGUUUUAUGACUUCCGAUUAUUGCGUAAGUUUUAUUCAUUCCUGUGGUCUUCCAUGCCUCCUCCUUUAACUUAUAAUUAACUAUUCUGAUUACCUGUAAUAGUUUUUAGAAAUAAGAGUAAGGAGCCUGACUCAUACAAGUUCGUAUUAGUAAGACCAAAAGGAAAAAUAUAAUUAUUAUUAUUUUUUUACUGACAAAUAAAUUCAAACACGUGUUGGGUUAUACCAUAAAAAGGCGAAGCAAAGUUUAUACCUCUGUUUUUGUGGUGUAUAUGCAGGGACAUUAGGAACUUGCUUAGCCCAUUUCAGUAGGCCCUCACUUAGAGUUUUUUAAAUUCUGGCUGACUCUUUUACAGAUAUGACAACGCUUCAUGGAUACUUUUCUUUCGGCAUCGCCUAGGUUUUUCUUUAAAUCUAAUGGUGUGCUCUGCUUUCAGGGUUCUAGGAAUUGUAAAAAGGAACUAAACUAUGCUGAUGGACAAACUAAAUCGAUUGUGCCUGUAAUGUGCGAGAAAGGCUUCAAAGCCCAAGGCUGGCUUGGUAUCAUUACAGCUGGCCUCUUAUGGAUUGACUUUAGGUAUAUAGACAAGUAAUUUGCUUAAUUUGCUCGCAGUCUUAAAGAAGGUUUUUACAUGAGAAAAAGGUUCAACUCUGACAGGACUGGUUUAGAAUGAUCACAAACAUGGCCACCGUUUAAUUUCAUUGUUUUUGGGGCACGAAUAUGGCAGACCGUAAGGUCCUGUGAGAACGCUCUGUAUUCUUGUGCACAUGCCGUUCGGCAUCGACAUUCCAGUCCAGUUAGCGGUGUACAUACUGUAGCUCAGUGGUAGAGUAGCUAAACUAGUGACCAGUAACUCAUAACUUCUAUUCCUGUUGGGACAAGUCGAUUUUUUUUUCGAGGCACCUGACGAGGUUACUUAAUGUGUCUCUUGCUAAGCUCGGCGCAUCACGCGCGAAUGCCGGUCUUCUAGGUUCGAGAGAAUACGAUUUGCCGGCGUGAAAUCUCAAAUGAAUACCUGGUUGGUCUACCGAGAGAGCGGCAACACAUGGCAAACUACACACUAUAUAUUAUAACAUAACAAGAAAUAUUGUAAGAAAGCCCAUCCCGACUGAACAGAAUGUCUCUCUUCUGCUGUUAUCGAAAAUGAAUUUUGUAUGUCUUAAGACUUGCUGAUCGUUCUGGCAAAGGGCUAUCUAAGACCAAACCAAACUGUGAGCUAUUUAGAGAGGAUGUCACUUGAUCGUUGCAAGAACUGAUUAUUCCGUUCCUGUCUUUCUGUACUCUUGCAACUAACUGGAGACUCUUCUAGAGCGAAUUCAAAUUUAGUGUGCUAGUGUUUGGGGAGAGGGGCAAACUGGAGUUGCAAAGAGAAAAGAACCAACAAUUCAAACUCAACCCAUAUAAUUAGGCUGAUUUAGCAACAGAACGGGAACGUCAGUUGACGACGGCGCGCGCAAAUCAAACAACUGGCUUGACCAAUGGAAGAGGGGCAAAUUGAGCACCGGAAGUCGUGUUUAGUCCUUUCCGCGCCCUUUCCCGUCGUCAACUGACGUUCCCGUCCUGUUGCUAAAUCAGCCUAUUGACGUCGACGCCGGGACUCGAACCCAAGCCACAUUGGUGAGAGUUCAGUCCUACCGGAUGUUUCUUGGUGUUACAUCUACCAUUGCGUCAUCCCUGUUUCUCCUGUUAUGAAUUCAGACCGUAAAUGUUCCCUAUCUACCUCGCUUUUGAGCCCCGGCUACCAGGCAGUCAAAUUAAUUCCUGCAAGCCCAAGUUAGCCCUCGGAAAGAAAGGUCGACUUUUCGCACAAUUUUCGCUCACCGCUCACAGAAAGUCGGCCAAUGGACAAGUCUACUAAGAGAUCCGAAUUAACUGACAAUUUCUUAAGUUUUCAUUAUUAGAGACGGAACUGUGUUCGAAAAUUCCUUAGCAUCCCUAGCAAAAGAGAUCGUUAACGCCCUGGAUUCGGGUGUGCCGGAAAGUGCCAUAAAACUGAGCUCAUCUGAAAUUCCACAAGAAAUGGACCUCCCGACAGUGGACAUCCAAAAGAAACCCGGAAGGGCCUUUUUACACAAACUCACUGGAAAAUUCUUGGCAGAAUCAGGUAAAGACAUCUUCAUAUGAACUUCCUACUGAUUUACUAAAUGUACGCAAUCCAUCCAAAGUUAAACAGCGGCUAUUGACAUAGCCUACGUUGCAAACUUAAUUUACUUUUACUUUACAUAAAUGGUGUUCAUUUUUGCUCGGAAAAUUUAUUAUUAUUAUUUUUUAAGAUGACACUAAUAUCCUUUACGCUGGCAAAAAAUUCAGUGAAAUCCAUCUAGACUUGGUAUACAAAAGAAUGCGUUUUCUCCUGUUGGCCCAAAGAUAUGGAACGAGAUGCCAAAAAGCCAGGAGCCGAUUACUGAAAAAGCUUAAAAAACAUGCCAAAGAAGACCUUCAGAAAAGACUCAAAGGAGCAUUAUUAAAUAUUUUGAAAACCGAAGAGAACUAUACAGAGAACUACAAAAUCAUGGCAAAUCUGAAAAAUACAUUUACUUAUAUCUUCUAUAUAUACAUACAGAUUGAAAUUUACAAUAAAUAGAUAAACUUGAACCUGCUUAUGAUAUAGUUAAUACAGCGUUUGGGUCCCCUAUGGUUACCGCGUUAACUAUGCCAAAGAGGCUGAGGAGUCUCUUAAACUUUUUACUUAAUUGCAUUAGGCCAAGUCAAGUUUCAUCCCGCGAGUGGAAGCCGCAGUACUCUGGUUUUGAGAGACCACCCUGAAGACACCAGCUACUGGGUUGAGGAGAAACAAAGCAAAAGCGAAAUUCAUUUCUUUAAGAACUACGCCACAAACGGUUACCUGGGUAAGAUGACAUUUUUAAUCAAAAUGAGUUGAUUUUUUUACUAUUAUUUAUUAAAAUGAGUUUUAGAAAGAAAGCAGUACUUUGCUUUGAAUUACACUGAUGUAUAUGCGACACAUUCACCUUGAACGACCGAAAAUUUGCCAAAGGGUUAAUAAAGUUGACGAAGUUUAAAAUGAGUCGGUGUGGCAGCUGCUCCGAAGGCAAGUCACUAAUGGUGCCUAACCCUGACACCAAGCAGUCCUGAAACAAUUGAAACUUUUACAGCCAAAUCUUAGUAUGCAAACUACAAGGAAGCAUAUGCAAAAAACAAACAACAACAAUAACGUUCUGCUGAGAAUUCACAUAAGGCACAAGAAAUGUACGGAAUCUUUACUGAACGAAGAUUACUUUUACAGCCAAAUCUUAGUAUGCAAACUACUAGGAAGCAUAUGCAAAAAACAAACAACAACAAUAACGUUCUGCUGAGAAUUCACAUAAGGCACAAGAAAUGUACGGAAUCUUUACUGAACGAAGAUUAUUCAGUUAAGUUAAGUGAUCGUAGGCGCAGGAAAAUCGACUCAAAAGAAGCCAGUUUCUUUCCUAGGAGUUCCUUCUCACGUCCAUCUCACUUGGUGCGUGUUGUGUCUAGGGAAGACUGCGCUGCGCGCAAUGGGUUUAAGGCAUUCUCUGUUUUCUGCGCGAUAGCAACGCAUGGACAGAACUUACGAAAGCAAAGUGCAAGCUCAGCCCUCGAUGGAUGUGUUUUACUUUUUCGUUUAAGCUAAUGUUAUGGAGAAGAAUUAAACUCUAAUUAUAAAUUGCUUUGCACGGUCAACUAGUUUUACCAUCUCCCUGACCUACCCCGACGUGGCGCAAAUGAUUUCUACGAACCAGGAUUCCUUUUUUUUUCUAGUAACUUUUGUCACAAACUGAAAAAAAUCAUUUCUAUUUCUUUCUUUUAUUUCUUUUCUUCCACAGGGUACGACCCUAAUGGAGAUUAUAUUUACACCAAGGGUCAACAUUACGGCGCGGAAGAAUGGAUCCUAAAAGCUGAUGAGCAGUCUACCGACGGCCGUCGAGCCGUGGUUCUGUUUGCAAACUUCGGCAAAAAGUAUUUGGCAAUUAGGAAUGGAGAACUUACUGGAGUGGCUGGUUACUCCGAAGACUGCGUCUGGAUUUUGGAUUAA